UACUUUUGGCUACGAUCAUUUGUCUACGGGACGGCGCCGCGAUAAGUUCGUUAGACGCGGAAACCGCAAGAGGACCGAACACCACCACGAACCCCAAAGGGCUGGAGUUAAGGUGCCUUAAAAAGAAAGCAAUCUCCGCCACCAAGUCCGAUUUUACCAAGUACUCCCCGGCUGCAAUUAAGCCCGUUGAGUGGUAGUGCUUUGUGUGCGUUAAGUUGUGAAGAAAGUGAAGUUACGAAACGCGGUUUCCGCCGGCAAAGCCAUCAAAAACCCAAAAAAAAAAAUAAAAACGAGAAAAGUAAAUAACCAAAAGCGAAAGAUCUUUUCAAGCAAAAUGGGUCAUCUUUCCACUUCGGAACGCGUGUGCAGCAAGACGCCGACUCCAGGCGACGCUAGUCCUCCGCCGCUUUUGGCCAGAAGGGCCAAACUGGCCAACGGUGAUGCCCAGCAGCAAGUUCGGCGGGGCGAGGACUCCUCCCCGGAGCUUCCGCCGCGCGGCAAGCUCUCCCUUCCUCAGAAGGACGAAACUCCCAAAAAGGUCGUCCCCCAGUCGAUCGUUAAUCACGUGCCCAAGGACCAAAUCAACCUCGAGGAGUACAAGCGCACCUUUGUGGGUGACAAUGUGCUCGGCUGGCAGUUCAAUGCCCCCCUAAAGUGGGACAAAGUCAUCCAGAUCUCGCUCCUCCACCUGGUGGCUGUCGGCGUCCUGUUAACCUAUCCGCUCCACAGGCUCAACUGGUACAGUGUUGUCUGGGCGUUCUUUGUUGGUGGCGUGGCCGGCUUCGGAGUUACCGCCGGAGCCCACAGAUUUUGGACCCAUCGCAGCUACAAGGCCAAUGGGAUACUUCGAAGCCUCCUGAUGAUCAGCUACUGUGUCGCCGGACAGAAUACCCUUUACGACUGGGUUCGUGACCAUCGGGUCCACCACAAAUACUCAGAGACGGAUGCCGAUCCGCAUAAUGCCAACCGCGGAUUCUUUUUCUCCCACGUGGGCUGGCUGAUGAUGCUCAAGCACCCGGAAGUUCUCCGCCGCGGUCGUCAGAUCGACAUGUCUGAUAUUCUGGAGGAUCCCGUCGUCCAAUUCCACCAGAAGUACUUCUAUGCCCUCAAGCUUGUAUUCUGCUUCAUCCUUCCGACGGUUAUUCCUGUCUACUGCUUUGGCGAGGCCUGGUCCCUGGCCUUUGCCCAGCAGUGCCUCUUCCGUUACGUUAGCAGCCUGAACUUCACCUGGUCCGUGAACAGUGCCGCCCAUCUCUGGGGAUCCCGUCCUUACGAUAAGCGUAUCAUGCCCAGCGAAAACAUCUUUGUAUCUGUGAUCUCCAUGGGUGAGGGCUGGCACAACUACCACCAUGUCUUCCCCUGGGACUACAAAGCAGCUGAGCUCGGCAACUACAAAGUCAACUUUACCACCAUGGUGCUGGACGGUUUCCACAAGCUGGGAUGGGCCUGGAACAUGAAGCAGCCCUCCAAGGAUCUGGUGCGUCGCAUUCUGGAGAAGUAUGGAGAUGGUAGCCAUGCUUCACUUGGCUUGGACUCUGAAAAGGAUUAUGCUGCGGUUGGAGCUAGCCAGAUGGUGGGAAAUGUUCACUAUGCCGAGGUGCCCGAUCCGGAGCUGGAGUACGAUGCGGAGUCGAGCAGCACAGAGAGCGCCAAGCUGGAUGAGAACGAGAACGAGGGCGAGCGGAUGAAGAAAACCAAGAAGAUGAUCUGCACCUAAGGAUCAGAGAUCACAGAUCAAGGAUCGGAGUUAGAGGGAGAGAUAUGGGCUCGCGGAUCACAGAUGGGAAGGAUCAUCACUUAAACUUGCAUCUAUGUGUCUGUAUCUAUUCAGAGAGCGAGGGCGGGACAUAGUCGAUAAUCGUUUUUAAAUUAAACCCUAUUCUAUCAUUAUCUGUACAAGACACUUGCACCGCAAAGGUUAACACUCACACACAGAUACACUCACAUACACACACAAAAAAACA
Messenger RNA from Drosophila bipectinata, 1964 nucleotides. Its product is annotated as acyl-CoA Delta-9 desaturase. Gene Ontology annotation, molecular function: iron ion binding; stearoyl-CoA 9-desaturase activity. Gene Ontology annotation, biological process: unsaturated fatty acid biosynthetic process. The record is from RefSeq and is a predicted model, not a curated record. Gene Ontology annotation, cellular component: endoplasmic reticulum membrane. NCBI's taxonomy places the organism in Eukaryota, Metazoa, Arthropoda, Insecta, Diptera, Drosophilidae.